UGGGUAGUCAGUCCCAUGGGGCCAACCCCAAAUCUCCUGUCUCCCUGUACCCUGGCCGUGGCGGCUGUGCCCGCGGUGCUGGGUGCUGUGGGCUUCACUGGGGCUGGAAUCGCCACCUCCUCCAUCGCAGCGAAGAUGAUGUCAGCGGCCGCCGUGGCCAAUGGGGGUGGAGUUGCCGCCGGCAGCCUGGUGGCCACUCUCCAGUCCGUGGGGGCAGCUGGACUUUCCACAUCAUCCAACAUCCUCCUGGGCUCUGCUGGGGCAAAAAUUGGGGCUUGGAUGUGGGGUUCAAAAAAGAAGGCCCCUUCUCCACCAGGAUCCAGUACUGAAGAAGAGAGCGGUUCCCAUGCUGGAGACGACCCUCCAGGGCCUCAGGGUGUCAGUCCCCCAAAUGACAAGCCCUCUGCCUCCCAAAAUUCUUCAAAGAAUCAUAAGAAGUAAAAGUAAGAUGCUGUGACCUUU
Messenger RNA from Bubalus bubalis (water buffalo), 462 nucleotides. Its product is annotated as interferon alpha-inducible protein 27-like protein 2A. Gene Ontology annotation, biological process: apoptotic signaling pathway. Gene Ontology annotation, cellular component: membrane; mitochondrion. The record is from RefSeq and is a predicted model, not a curated record. The coding region runs from base 16 to 441 and encodes 141 amino acids. NCBI's taxonomy places the organism in Eukaryota, Metazoa, Chordata, Mammalia, Artiodactyla, Bovidae. The transcript has 2 exons.